AUGCUCUUCCGCCCGCGGCUGCUGCGCCAUCGGUCGCGCAAAUACCAGCGGCCUGUCCUCUGGACGCUGCUGACACUCUUCGCUCUAGAUGCCUGGCGCAUUCUGCGGAGCCGGGCACCGACAAUACGGUCGUCCUUGACCGCAGACACCUCACAAAGCAUCGCAUCCGGAACGGAAACCACCAAAAAGCCGUCCGUGUUUAUAGUGUCCGUUCACCGCAACACGGAGCCCAUCUUGCGAUCGGCGUGGAUCGAGAACCUUGUCCGGCUGGUCGACCACCUCGGCCGCGACAAUGUCUACGUGUCGGCCGUCGAAUCCGGGUCCCAAGACGACACCAAGGACGCGCUGAUGGAACUCAAGGCCCAGCUGGUCGCCCGCGGCGUCGCCCACACCAUUGAGCUCGGUACCACCGUCUGGGAGCAGCUCGACGAGCUGUAUGCAUGGCCCGACCCAGACACGCCCGCCGCCGAGCGGCCGGGUUGGAUCUGGGACAGCGAGGAGAAGCACUUUGCGCUCCGGCGGAUCCCCUACCUAGCGAACGUGCGCAACCAGGCAAUGGCGCCGCUGCUGGCCGAGGCGGCCAAAGGCAGCGGCGGCGGCGGAGGACAUGGGCAAGGUCGGCGGUUCGACCGCGUGCUCUGGAUCAACGACGUGGCGUUUGAUACACAGGACGUCAUGACGCUCCUCAACACCCGGGGCGGCCACUACGCGGCAGCUUGUGCCAUGGAUUUCAAAGAGUACCCCUUGUACUACGACACCUUUGCGCUGCGGGACGCCGACGGCGACAAGGCCGUGUCGCCGCGCUGGCCGUGGUUCCGGUCCAGCGAGGCACGUGCCGACGUGCGCGCCGGCCGCCCCGUGCGCGUGCAGUCGUGCUGGAACGGCAUGGUCGCCUUUGACGCGCAGCCGUUUUACGACACGACCGCCAACACGAACGCCCAUGCUCGCGGCCACACACACGCCACUGCGGGCGGCGGCGAUACCACCCACACGCCCGUGCCGCUCCGCUUCCGCGGCGUUGACGACAGCCUCGCCGAGUUCCAUCUUGAGGGCAGCGAGUGCUGCCUGAUCCACGCCGACAACCCGCAGUCGCGCUUUGCCGACGUUCCCUCGUCGAACGCCCGCCACCGCCACAAGGGGGCCGACGCGGACGCAGACGCAGACGCCGGCAAAAACAUCGGCGUCUGGCUCAAUCCCAACGUCCGCGUGGCGUACAGCCUAUCGGUCUACAAGCAGGUGCGGACCGCCGUAUUCCCGGGCCGGUUCGCGGCCGUCCAUGGGGCGUGGGCGAACCGGCUGGAGCGCGCGCGGAGCCACGUGCAGUUUGCCCUCGAGGGCCAGACGGUGCUGAACCGGCUGCGGCGGUGGCGGGCAGAGACCCCUGCAGGCGCGCCGCCGCGCAACGAGCCUGGUGCGGUCUGCCUGAUUAACGAAAUGCAGAUCAUGUGGCAAAACGGGUGGAAGCACUUGUGA
Sporothrix brasiliensis 5110 is the source of this 1473-nucleotide messenger RNA. Its product is annotated as polysaccharide export protein. NCBI's taxonomy places the organism in Eukaryota, Fungi, Ascomycota, Sordariomycetes, Ophiostomatales, Ophiostomataceae. The record is from RefSeq and is a predicted model, not a curated record. Bases 1 to 1473 code for a protein of 490 amino acids. The transcript has a single exon.